This is a messenger RNA of Oncorhynchus mykiss (rainbow trout), 1600 nucleotides long. RefSeq names its product ciliary microtubule-associated protein 2-like. The record is from RefSeq and is a predicted model, not a curated record. Lineage: Eukaryota; Metazoa; Chordata; Actinopteri; Salmoniformes; Salmonidae.
AAUAACUGGAUGCGUCGAAAGCUUAAUUAAUUAUUCUCAAAGGCCGUCGAUAUUGUUACGCAAUCAGUCAGAGACGGACAGAUGUGGACAGCCAACAACAGGUUUGAUGUUUCGGGAGUCUACCCAUCCAAAAAGAAGAUUGGCACGUUCACAGAGAUCAACCACUGCAAGAGACUGAUAAGUGACUUGGAGCGUAACCUGGGUCCAGGUCGGUAUGAGGUGGACACAGGGGACUUCAGCCCCCAGAGCAGGGCCAUGGGACCAGGAUGGAAGAGGGGGCAGGAGAUGGCCCAGCAGGCUCAGAUGCCCCAUCUGCUGUAUAGAGACACAUGGUUGACCAACCGCUUCCUGAGAAGCAGGGUAGGCCCAGGGAGGUAUGACAUCCAGGACUUCACAGAGCUCUGUAAGAAGCCGUACAGUGUGAGAGGAGUGUGUGACAGCAGGGAGGAGAGGUUUAAAGACUUCAUGAAGAAGCAAACUACUCCAGGCCCAGGGACUUAUGGGAAGGGGGGCAUCCCAUCUGGGCUGCUGGAUGAGAGGAGGAGGAAGCCGAUUGGCUCCUGUCCCAUGAUGGACUUCAGUGCUGGAGUGGAACGCUUCCCAGACCUCAUAGUGGACUCUGGCCUGUGUCCUGGUACCUACAACUUACCGACCUUCACUGAGGUGCUCCUUAGUCGCCACAUCAGCAAACGAGGUCCCUAUGACCUCUUCACUGGCCGACGAGACAAGCCAAUCACCUGUGGAUAUUUUGCUGCCCCGAAAAAAGCCAAUCUGAAUCUGGCUACGGUCGCCAAGCCAGCAAAGGUCUUAUGUGAGGACGUUCUGCGACCAGAGAAAAGACACCACGGCAAGUUUGGCACCCUAGAGCAGUACCCUUCCCUCCCUACAGAACGCAUCUACCUGGGUUCCCUGCCCCAGUACCCACGGCCAGCGCAGAGACACUCUGGUCAUGGAUUCUAUGAAGAUGUUUGUCUGCCCAAAGUGGAGAACCGCAACCCUCCUCCCUUCCUCUCCUCCUCUCCUCGUAUCACCCUGAGGGCCGAGAGGCUGAUGCAGGGGAACUAUACCACAGUGGGAGUGGGCCGUUACAACCUGGCUAAGAAGCGAACGAGGAAAACUCUAAAGAAAAACGUUAAUGCUGGCUAUCGCUACGUCUUCAAGUCCCGCAUGCCCAGAUAUCUACAUGACCUGCACAAGGACAACUUCAACCAGGAGAGGCUGAAACCCAUCAACAUUCCCCCACAUAGGAUGUCCUAUUAUCGGCCGCCAGAGGAGGUUUCGGCCGUUGCAGCUCUACACUCCUCAGGACUCUGGUCUGUGUCCUGGUACCUACAAUUUACCGACCUUCACUGAGGUGCUCCUCAGUCGCCACAUCAGCAAACGAGGACCCUACGACCUCUUCACUGGAGACUGAAUAAGAAGAAGACAUGCACAUGUAAAUAUUUACAGUGGAUCAUACCCAGGAUGUACUCAAGUCCUCCUGAAUCUCUAACAAGACAUGAGAGCAAGUGCAACAGGGAAAACAUUAAGCCAAGAAUUACCCCAAAAUGGUCAUACCGUCAGCUACAGUGCCUUGCGAAAGUAUUCGGCCCCCUUGAAC